AUGACUAUCACCGAACACCGCUGUAUCGCAGAUGAUGAGAAUCCUCAUAUCUUCUCAGCUUGCCACCCAGCCACAAUUAACGAGGAUAAGUCGGAAAUAGAGAGAACACAGACAACAAUACUCGCUGCUUGGACAGUCCUCUUGAGGGACUACUAUGCACCAAACCUACCUACUUUUAUUCACCUUCAACCAAAAGGCAAACAUCAAAAUCUUCCCAAGAAGAACACGAAGGUCUCAUCGGAAGAUCUUCACGGCCAAUGCCUUUCAAUUCAAACAGAUAAUGCUUUUACAAGCAAUCAAUUGAUAGAGACAUUAUCGCAGGCUAUUGCAACCAAUGAUUGGGAAGGAUGCACGAGCAAGGAACAGAAGACGGCUGUCUUGCUGCUUUCGAAUGAGCAGUUGAAAUGUCCGCCAAAGGUGCUUGAGCUGUUUGAGGUUGAAUUGCUGCUUGUUUUUGCAAUUUCUGACGACAGUAUGGUGGCAAAUGUUUACAGUAACAGCCUUAAAAAGCCAGAGCUUAAGCCAUGCGCCGUAUUGAAAAGUCUUCAGAGUAUAUACAAAACUCUAUUGGGAGAACCCAGCAUCAAAAUUGAUAAAAUGAGCAGUAUAACCUCAUUCGACAUCGAAAGACUGCGCGACAUCAAUACCGCAAAGCACAAUCAAAACGACUAUCCAGAAUGUCUGCAUGCAAUUAUCACGAAGCAAUACCAUCUGCGUCCAGACAGCAUUGCAAUUGAGUCAACCACAGAAAAGAUCACAUAUGAACAGCUGGGAAAACAAUCUGCUGUCAUCUGUCAGAUUCUGAGGAGCAAAGGUGUCAAGCCCGGAGGUACCGUAGGCCUUUGCAUGGAAAGAUCCGUGGAGACGAUCAUCAUCUUGAUUGGAAUAUUGAGAGCAGGUGCUGCAUACACUGCAAUAGAACCAUCGUAUCCUUUGGCAAGAAUCUCAGAAGUGAUUGAAAGAGCUGAUAUUCAAUAUCUCGUGACUGAAGAAAAACAACUUGAGAAAUUCAAAGAUCUCAAAGCCAGGCUGAUCAAACCAGAGGGAUUUGAUGAUGAGGAGUGCCCGAAAGACUGGCAGCAAGACCUCAGCAUCGAUGCUUCACAGCCAGUUUACUUCAUGUUCACCUCUGGAAGCACGGGAGUCCCAAAGGGCGUCAUUCACGGCCAUGAUGCAGUCUCUCGUAGCCUUCUCCAGUGUAUCGAAGAAUUCAAUAUUGAUGCUUCCACCCGAUUCAUGCAAUCUGCCAGUCUUGCUUUUGAUGCCAGUAUAAUGGAGGUGUUCGCUCCACUAGCAGCUGGUGGAUGUCUCUGCAUGAUCUCACCGGAAGAGCGCAACGGCGACCUCGAAUCAACAAUGAACGAUCUGAAAGUAUCGCAUGCUUGGCUCACUCCAUCGAUGAUACCCCAAAUUCAUCCAGAAAAUCUGCCAGGUCUUCGAUUUCUGGGGCUCGGAGGUGAACCUACAACGGCGGAGAUCGUGUCAACAUGGGGCGAGCGAGUUCAAUUGAACAAUAUGUACGGAUCAACCGAAGCUGGAGUCUGGGACACAGUGAAGUUGGCAAUGAAGCCCGGUGAUAACCCCCGAAAUAUUGGACGUGGAAUCGGCAAUGUUGCAUGUUGGAUCACAGAUCCUUCCAAUGUGCACAGAUUGAUGCCUUUCGGUGCCGAGGGAGAGCUGCUCAUACAGAGUCCGUUCCUGACACUUGGAUACCUCAAAGACCCCGAUGAUCAGGCCAAAGUCCUUCUGGAACCCUCGUCACUCGAGUGGGCUGCCUUCAUGCCUCCAAUCAAAGGUUCACGAGUCUAUCGCACAGGGGAUCUGGUCAAAUACGACGAAAAUGGUGAUAUUAUCUUUCUGGGUCGUCAGACCGGUUAUGUCAAGAUUCGAGGUCUACGUGUGGACCUUAGAGAGGUGGAAAGUGCCAUAGGCCUAUGUCUCGAGACCGGUCGCUCGGCAGUGAUUUUAUCUGAUAAUGAAUCAAGUGAUUCCGAGAUUGUUGCAUUCAUUGAAACAAGUCAGGAUCAGCAAAGCCAACUGGCGGAUAUGCUUUCCACCCAGCUCUCGAAAUCUCUACCGGAAUACAUAAUUCCAAGCAUUUUUGUACCAAUCGAUUCAUUGCCACUCACAAUGUCAAAGAAGAUUGACCGACAGAAGCUUCACAGCCAACUUCUUCAGAUGAGCCAAAAGGACAUUCGUAUGUGCCGCAGAGGUGGCUCCGAGAGCGAAGAGUUCCCUGAGAUCCCAGAAGCGCACACAACGGCGAUAGAAAUCAGCAACAUAAUUGCAGACAUGAUCGAGGCAAAAGACGAGGAGUUUGCAUCAUAUAUUCGGGGUCGGGACUUCUCGCUGGUCAAGACUGGUUUUACAUCCAUGCAAUUGGUAUCAUUGGUGAAUGUGAUUCGCAGGGAAUACCAAAAAAAGCUCAACAUUGAGACCUUGCAUAAAGAUGUGACCGUUUGCAACAUUGCAGACAGUCUCACAGGGAUAAUCAAGCUAGAAAAGAAAGACACAGAUUCCCGGAAUUUGAUUGCCGACUUCGCGAAACUGAAGUCAAAGCUAGAUUUCAUCCAGAUUCGCUCAGCGACUGUCUUCCUGACAUCCGUCACCGGUUUUCUUGGUAGCCAGAUUUUGCGUUCUCUUUUGGAACACCCCCAAAUUGGGCGUGUAAUUGGACUUGUCCGCGCCAAGGAUGAAAAAGAAGCGCGAAGAAAGGUUCAAGAGAAUGGCGAACUUGGUCGGUGGUGGCAGCCAGAUUACCAAAAUCGUAUUGAAGUCUGGACUGGAGAUCUAAGCAAACAAGCGCUUGGAUUGGAACAAUCUAAGUGGGAAAGACUGUUCACAACAGACGCGACUAGACGAAUCGACUGCAUCAUUCACAAUGGUGCCAGAGUGAAUUGGAUGGACAGCUAUGAGGAGCUCGAAAAAGUCAACAUCCAUAGCACCAUUGAGAUCCUGUCCGGGCUUUCAAAAAUGGAUUCUCCCUGCAAAUUGAUCUAUGUCUCUGGCGGAUACAUGCCAAAAGAUGCAGAAAGCCAUUCUCAGAUUGCGAGAAAGCUCUCCGACGCAUCAGGAUACGACCAAACGAAGUUCAUGUCUCAGUUGCUGUUAGCCGAGUACAACAGACACCUAGACCGAGAGAAGAAAAAAAGCCAGAAAGCACAGACUGUAAUCCCAGGAUUCAUUGUCGGGUCCCAGAAAGAAGGGAUCGCCCAUUCAGAAGACUUCCUCUGGCGACUGGCAUUCACAAUUACACGCCUUAGAUCCGUCAGCGAAGAGCUUCAUUUUUUCACUGUGGCAGGCGUGGAUCAGAUUUCCAAUCUCAUUACGGAUAUAUUCUUGCAACCGGAAAGGUAUUCAGCAGAGGCAAUUCAUUGUGUCGAUGGUGUGACAGUUUCCACAUUCUGCGAUUCUCUUGGCAAGGUGACGGGAUUACCAAUCGAAAGAAUAGAGCAUGAAAAAUGGAUGAGACUUGUACAAGCCGAAGUCGAGGAGGCUGAUUUUGAUCAUCCGUUCAUGCCAAUGCUGAGGUGGUUUGAAGAGAAUACAUGGCAAUUCAUGGGAGAUCAAGACGAAGUCCCAGAAAACUGCCAUUUUGACACCAAAGAAACAAUCGUAGCCCUGGAGAGCAGCGUGAGAUAUUUGAUGGAUAUUGGGUAUCUUUCACACGCUGGGGACAAGCAAAAGCGAUUGACACGGUCUCCUAUCUUCAGGAGAUCCAGUUAUUGA
Messenger RNA from Penicillium nucicola, 3729 nucleotides. RefSeq lists its product as uncharacterized. Bases 1 to 3729 code for a protein of 1242 amino acids. The transcript is spliced from 2 exons. NCBI's taxonomy places the organism in Eukaryota, Fungi, Ascomycota, Eurotiomycetes, Eurotiales, Aspergillaceae. The record is from RefSeq and is a predicted model, not a curated record.